Amoebophrya sp. A120 is the source of this 969-nucleotide messenger RNA. Lineage: Eukaryota; Dinophyceae; Syndiniales; Amoebophryaceae. The record is from the annotation of a GenBank genome assembly.
AGACCAACGCUGUUGUCGGCUCUGUGGUGUAAUGGCAGCUCCCGCGCCUCACUCGUCUUGAAAGAAUUCAUCUUUCUUUCAUGUUGGUAGAUGAAUUGUACCACCUUUCUUCGGUAGAAUCUUUCAACGUUCGCGUUUCACGUUUUAGUCACGAACCACCACAAGGACAAAGUUGAGAAUCAGAAUACGAAAAACAACAACAGUAUAGAAAAAUUGCAAUACCCAUAGAGAAACAGAUAUGAAUCCCUGGUUUUUUUUCCGCGCGUUUUUCCAGCAGCACGAGAAGCAGAUUCAGCACGGCUUGAAGGAUUUCUUGCUCAACAGCCCAGCCUAUCAAAUGCAAAUAUGUCUGGGUCUGGAUCUUGUCAUGCUGUUUUUGGUUUCUAAAAAAGUUUGUAUUGCAUGACCAGCAAGAGGGGUCCAGUGCGUGCUACGCAGACAGGGCAUUUUUUUAUCAUGUGGAAGGCGCAUCAGGAAGCCCUCUAAAAGUCUCUGAUGCUAGGUCAUGCUUUACAGGCUUUACGGGUCAUGGAAAAUCAAAAUCUGCAUGACAAGUCUUACAUCCUUCCAGACCCACACAUGUUUGCAGUUGAUACAGCCUUCCGCACUUUCGCUGUGCGUACCUCCCAGUGGGCCACCGAGGCGCCGAAGGCCUUCUCCCAGUUCGCAGAAGGAUUUGCUACAGGGGCUUCUCAGCGACAAAAUACUACCUCGACUGCCAACAAACCAGCACUGCAAGAUAUUAAGGACAAAAAAGGUUAUUUUUCGAACAGCACGAAAAGAACGUCAACAUCUUUUUCUUCAACGAACGCAGCAACUCGUGGUACCUCAACUAGCUACUACCACGGACUGGCCGAAAAGCUGCAGGCCGCUGCUAAACCUUUUGUGCAGAAAUUUUCCAAGGACCUGUCCCGCGUAGCAACAAGACGCGUCAUCAGUGCGGUGCUAAGAAAACUUCCCUUCAAGUAA